AUGAAGCGGAAGGAGCAAGGAAGUAAAGGUGAUGAAGCUUCGCAAGGUCAAGCGUUCAUCACAAGGGACAAUCAGCGCAAAGGGCGACCAGUGAAGAAGUCCUGGCCGUGCCACAAUUGCGGAAAGAUUGGUCACUGGAUGGCGGAGUGCCCCUCGCGCAUCCAAGAAAACACGGAGAGACACCGGCCACAGCGUGCUCAAGACAGCGGCGACCGCUAUCGAUCACAACGUGCAAACGUCGCUCAAGAAGAAGACUCGGGCGACUACCUCUUUUCGAUCGGUGAAACGACAUCUGCGAAAUCGAGCGACAUCUGGCUGGUCGACUCCGGGGCGACGCAGCACAUGACGUGCUCCAAGAAGUUCAUGCGGAACUACAAGGGAUUUGACGCUGUGGAUGUCCAUCUCGCGGAUGAUGGAAUCGUCCAAGCAAUCGGCAGUGGGGACAUUGUCAUGUCGAUGAAGACACCCCAAGGGAUGAAGAAAGGUGUGCUCACAAACGUGUGGCACAUCCCAAAGUUAUCCAGAAACCUGUUCUCGGUCGGCCGCUUCACCAAGGAUGUCGGCCCAGUGACGUUCACGAAGGAUGGGUGCUAUGGAAAAGCGAAAGGGACCAAGUGGAAAAUUGGUGCCCGUGAAGGUAAAGGACUGUUCAAGCUGCAAAUGACUCCAGUGGCGCCGGAACAAGCAAAUGCAGCCAAGUCGUCGGGAUGCCAAGGGGGCACCAAGUCGUACCUCUGGCACCUUCGGCUUGGCCACAUAGGUCACGAUGGACUCAAUUGCAUCGUGACGAAGAACAUUGGAAUUGGCAUCGACAUAUCUUCGGUGAAGAAGUGGGACGUGUGUGAAGGUUGUGCUCUGGGAAAACAGACUCGAGUGCGCUUCCAAUCAAACACUACAGCUCGCACCUCCAAACUCCUCGAAGUGAUUCACAGCGACGUAUGCGGACCGAUGUCGAUGGCAACUUUCAGUGGAAAACGGUACUUCGUGACAUUCAUUGAUGACAAGUCAAGAUACUGUGUCGUCUAUCUGCUCAAGAGCAAAUCUGAAGUUGCGGCGAAGUUCAUGGAAUACGCUGCGAUGGCCGAAACGCAAACCGGAAAGCGCGUGAAGUACCUUCAAAGCUACAAUGGGGGUGAAUACAAGUCCGACAAGCUGGCACGAUUCUGCGCGGAACGGGGAAUACAACAAAGGUUCACACCCCCAUAUACUCCUCAGCUAAACGGAGUAGCUGAGAGAAUGAAUCGCACGCUGGUCGAGUGUGCGCGUUGCAUGAUGGAACACGCUGGACUGGGAAAGAGCUACUGGGGUGAAGCAGUGAUGACGGCGAUGUUUCUUCGAAACCGCUGUCCAACACGUGCCAUUCACCAAGACAAGUCUCCAUAUCAAGUGUGGACGAUGAAGAAACCGAUUCUGGCCAACCUUAAAGUGUUUGGAUGCCACGCGUAUGUUCAAGUGCCUCAAGACAAACGCGCGAAGUUCGACUCCAAGUCAUCACUCUGUCGUUUCCUGGGAUACGCCGAACACCAGAAGUCAUAUCGAUUUGAGGAAGUGUCAACAGGAGCGAUCAAGAUCAGUCGCGAUGCCACAUUCAUGGAAGACAAGUUUGAUGAAGGUCCGCGCAACUACAACGAUGAGUCAAGUGUCGUUGAGUUUGAUGAUCAUGAUGAGGACGAAGAAAAAGAAGAAGGUAAAACUGACGACGACAUGGACUCGAGCGACGAUGACAACGAAGACACCAGGUCUUCGAAGAGCAACAUCAAGAGACACACGCGCACUCAAUCACUUGAGAAAGCUACCAUCAUUCCAAGUCCCAAGCGAAGAACAUACAGAGGUCCGUCGCUUGAGCAUGUGUCAGCGGCUGCAAUGGAUUUUGAAGCAGCCUACAUCGUUGAUUCAGUGGGGAAACGCCGACUACAUUCAAGUCGGCGAUGGAAUCAAGCGACUCCGGCAAGUGGAAAGAAGCGUGUGACUCGGAGUUCGAUUCGCUUCAGAGAAACGACACGUGGGAAAUCGUGCCUCUUCCGAAAGGUCGCAAGGCCAUCGGGUGCCGAUGGGUUUUUCGUGUAA
Messenger RNA from Peronospora matthiolae, 2067 nucleotides. NCBI's taxonomy places the organism in Eukaryota, Oomycota, Peronosporomycetes, Peronosporales, Peronosporaceae. The record is from the annotation of a GenBank genome assembly.